Molecule: messenger RNA, 448 nt
Organism: Rhincodon typus (whale shark)
Lineage: Eukaryota; Metazoa; Chordata; Chondrichthyes; Orectolobiformes; Rhincodontidae
Product: receptor-type tyrosine-protein phosphatase-like N
Exons: 4
Coding region: 20-448 (142 amino acids)
Biological process (GO): protein dephosphorylation
Cellular component (GO): secretory granule
Molecular function (GO): protein tyrosine phosphatase activity
Source: RefSeq, a predicted model, not a curated record
UCCAGAUGACCACAACCGUAUGGUUUUGAAAGCAGAGGUCAACCCAUCCAGGACAGAUUUUAUCAACGCCAGUCCAAUCAUUGACCAUGAUCCCCGAAUGCCAGCCUACAUUGCCACCCAAGGCCCCCUUUCGCACACCAUCUCGGACUUCUGGCAGAUGGUGUGGGAGAAUGGUUGCACUGUGAUUGUCAUGCUAACCCCUCUGGUGGAAGACAGCGUUAAGCAUUGUGACCGGUACUGGCCAGACGAAGGCUCUUCUCUCUACCACAUCUACGAGGUCAAUCUGGUCUCUGAGCACAUCUGGUGUGAAGAUUUCCUGGUCCGUAGCUUCUAUCUGAAAAAUCUGCAAUCUCAGGAGACCCGAACUCUGACCCAGUUUCACUUCCUGAGCUGGCCAGCAGAGGGUAUCCCAUCGUCCACUCGGCCACUGUUGGACUUCCGAAGGUAG